AAUAAAGCGUGCUUUUCGCUCUCUCUCAUCUUUACAGAAUUCUAGAGAGAGAAACUUAUACCUAAUUUUAUUCCCUUAUUACCCUUUCGACUAUUCUCCUCCUUCUCCAUUUCUCUCAACAUCUCUUCAACUAACUUAUGUCCUCUUUUCAAACAGCUGUGUAACUCAGAAAAUAUUAUUUUAUCAUCCCAACUAAUUUCUUCAGGGUUAGCAAUCCUUACGACGCCGUUUUUAGUUUUUGUUUGAAGGUUUUUCUCUGCUUAAUCAUGGAGUGGCCUGCUUGUUUGAAUGAAUUUGAGAAGCUUCUUUUUCGUAUGGAUACGCCGAGAGUUUCCAUUGACAAUGCUGUUUGUCCUGAUGCCACUCUUGUCAAGGUUGAUAGCGCUAGAAAACAUGGGAUUCUUUUAGAAGCAGUUCAAGUACUCACAGAUCUUAAUCUUUCAAUUAAGAAGGCUUACAUUUCUUCCGAUGGCAGAUGGUUCAUGGAUGUUUUCCAUGUAACUGAUCUUAAUGGAAAUAAAUUGAAGGAUGAAAACGUUAUUAGCUACAUGGAACAGUCACUUGGUAGCAUUCAAUUUACCAGAACCUGUGAGUACAAGGGUGUUACAGCUCUGGAAUUAACAGGCACAGAUAGGAUAGGCCUGUUAUCUGAGGUGUUUGCUGUAUUAGCAGAUUUGAAUGUUAGUGUGGUAGAUGCCAAAGUCUGGACUCAUAACGGAAGAAUUGCAUCCCUUAUUUAUGUGAAAGAUUGUGAUUCUGGGUGUGAAAUUGAGGAUUCCCUUAAGAUAAGCAAAAUAGUUUCUAGAUUAAGGCCGGUUCUUAAGGGUGACAGUGAUAUUAAGAGCGCCAAGACUAUAGUUUCAAUGGCAACUACACAUACUGAGCGAAGGCUUCAUCAAAUAAUGUUUGAUGACCGGAACUAUGAUGGAAACUCAUUCAAUAAUUCCUUGAAAUACGAUGCCCUUGAGGUUUCAGUUCAGAAUUGGAAUGAAAGGGGUUAUUCGGUUGUCAACAUUCAAUGUAAGGAUCGACCUAAGCUCUUGUUCGAUGUUGUUUGUACUUUGACGGAUAUGGAAUAUGUUGUUUUUCAUGCUACCAUCAACACUCAAGGAAGCCGAGCUUCUAUGGAAUUUUACAUUAGGCAUUCAGAUGGAACUCCAAUUAGCUCAGAUGCUGAAAGACAAAGAGUUGUUCAGUGUUUACAGGCUUCUAUUCAAAGGAGAGCAACUCAGGGAGUGAGACUAGAACUAUACACUGAAGAUCGUUCAUGUCUACUCGCAAAUGUAACAAGAACAUUCCGAGAGAAUGGCCUAAACGUAGCGAGGGCAGAGAUAUCCACAACAGGUGAAAUGGCCCUAAACAUAUUCUACAUCACAGAUGCAGAAGGGUACACCCCCGAUUCAAAGACAAUCAAUUCAGUAAGGGAGAAAAUCGGGAUGGACAACUUAAAGGUGAAGGAACUGCCUUUAAUAUACCAUCAAAAUGCAGAAAGGAAUGAAGAAGAGGCAGGAGCCGGGGUUGGAGGGGCCAUGUUACUAUCGCUAGGAAGCAUAGUAAGGACAAAUCUAUACAAAUUGGGGUUGAUCAGAUCAUAUUCUUAAAGGCAACACAAAGGCAUAAAUUUGUUGGCAUGGAAAGGGAAGUUUCCACCUCCCCUUAGCUUUGGCAUAUACCUUGCUUCUUGGUUGGGCUAAUUAGACCCUACUUUGUACAUAAAGAAGAAAAUUAAUUUAGUAAUUAGUAUUAGUAGCACUAUGUAGAUUUAGGCCAGAUUCGGUUAGUAGUAGUAGUAGUUAUGUUAUGGAUACAUGUUUGUCGGGUCAAGACCCGGCCGGUCGGUGGACCAUUUCAAAAGGGUGUGAAGUUGAAAGAAGAUUUUUGGAAUGAGGAGGGAAAAAACUUGGAAUUUGGAGGAAAAAGAAAGAAUAUAGAAUUGUUGGAGGGUCAAUUUCUUGGUAUAGAGGGUAAGAAGAUUAGGUUAUGGGGGGACAAAUUGGUUUCAUACAUCAUAUCUUUUGUAUAGAAUGCCUUUGUUUGGUUCAAAUGGUUGACUAGUUUAUUCCGACAAAUUGACUUGAUUUCUUCUUUC
Molecule: messenger RNA, 2089 nt
Organism: Amaranthus tricolor (Joseph's coat)
Lineage: Eukaryota; Viridiplantae; Streptophyta; Magnoliopsida; Caryophyllales; Amaranthaceae
Product: ACT domain-containing protein ACR8-like
Exons: 7
Coding region: 267-1601 (444 amino acids)
Source: RefSeq, a predicted model, not a curated record